Messenger RNA from Protopolystoma xenopodis, 2088 nucleotides. The record is from the annotation of a GenBank genome assembly. NCBI's taxonomy places the organism in Eukaryota, Metazoa, Platyhelminthes, Monogenea, Polystomatidea, Polystomatidae.
AUGUAUUUGGCGUCUGGUGACGGGCUGAACAGUUCUGUUGUCGUCGCCCUGCCUACCGGCAGCCCCAUGAAGCCGGGCUGUGGAGGCGCGGUAUCUGAGGCGAAAUACGCCGAAGAUGCCUUUCCCACCGGCGAGGCUAGCACCUACGCCGUGGGCAAAGUGUGCUUUUUCCUCUGCACCGCCGUCGGCCUCGGCCAAGUUCUCCUUCUCGCUCGGAUCUACCCACUUCGUGUGCUCUACGGUGCUCCGCUCAUCACCAGCCUCAUCCUCCUUUCCACCAGCCAGUCGAUUGUUCUCGUCGUCUGCCUCUCAAACCCUCUGCCCGUAGCUUCGCCGUCACAGUCGCCGUCGCCGUCGCCAUUGAUGUUGCCGUUGACGUUGACGUCAAAGUCGACGUUGACCUCGCCGUUGCCGUUGACUUCGAAGUCGACGUUGCCGUUGACGUCAAAGUCGACGUUGACCUCGCCGUUGCCGUUGAUGCUGUCGUUGCCAUUGUCGUCGUCUCGGGUCAACGAGCCACUGUCCGGCGGCCAGGUCAAUUGGCUCGCUGGUCUACGGCUGGUCAUGUUGCUUGCCUACCUCGCCAGCCUGACAUGGGCCCUGUUUGCAUGUCUGCAAAUUUGGCUGGUCGUCUUCCGAGGCGCUCACACUCGCGCCACCUCCGAGGCCUGUCACCGGCCGAGCUACCUUUUCGGUUGUCUUGUCGGCGUACUUUUGCCGGUCACCCUUUUGUUGCUAACCGAGCAACGAUGGCUCUUCAACCGACAGGCCGCCAACAUCUCGCAGACUGUCCGUGCAGACGGUGGCCGUGUUCUCGGGCCGUCCGAAGAGGUCGGACUCACCGGCAUUUUGGCCAACCAUUCAAGCGUGCACGAAUGUCGACUCGACACGCCAGAAGCCAUUGACGCCUGGCGCUUCUUCCUACCGUCAGCUCUGCUUCUCGGCUUGCAGGCCGGCUUUCUUCUGGCCACCCUUUGGCUGCGCACCGGCCACAUUCUCAGUCGUCGUCUCAUCGCAGCUCGUCUUCGCGCCCAUUUGCCUCAUUGGCGCAAAUGGCACUGUUGCCUGGCAACGGUUCGUCUUGUCCUGCUUCCUCGCAGACGCGUCAUGCCGGCCGGCGCCAACAAGGUUCACUUUCCCGCCAGCUUCGAAUUGGCCACUUCAGCCUCGGACAAUCUCGAGGCGACGUCGCGACGACCCACCGACCUGUCAACAAAUUCGCCUUUUGUCACUCGGUACACCCUCGGGCCCAACAACCAAUUCCGAUAUACCUACUCAUCCUCUUCCGCCGUCUCCGCCUCCUCCUCCUCUUCCUCCUCCCCUUCCUCCUCCUCCGUCGCCGCCGUCGCCGUCGCCGUUGAUGCCGCCUCGCCGUCGCCGGCAUGCUCGACGUCUCCGUCACGCUUGAGCGACUCGUCGUGCGGGAUUCGCGAGGACCGAAAGUUGAUGGGCAGCAAUCCGGAGACGAUGGUGCGCAUUUCGUUGUGUGGCAAGUUGGUGCUGACCAACACCAUCACGUUGGGCACCGCGUAUGCCGCGAGUCUGCUGCGACUUCCGCCGCUCUGGCAUGUGUUUGCGCUCACCUCGGGCCUACAGUCCAUCCUGUUGGGCGUCAGUUUGGUGCUGAGUCAUAGCGCUUUGGAUGUGCUCUACGAUUGGUGGCAUGCGCAUGGAUCGCGCAUCCGCAGCAGCCUCUGGAACCCCUUCCAGACGACCAACACAGACUCGAUGCUCGGGCUGAGUGAAGAGGAGGCGAAUGAUGUCGCGAUCGAGGAGGCUGCAGCCGUGGGCGUGGAUGGUGUUUGUGGCGAGAGGCUGAGCGGAAACGCCGAACUGUGGCAGGAGAGACGAGCUAAACGGAGAGUGGAAGAAGGUCAGCUCAAAGAUCGCGAAAUCGGUGAAACUGUAGAUGGCAAAAGUGAACAGGUCGAGGGUGUCAGACCACUCGGACGUGAUGACGUGGGAAGGCAGGAGAGCAGUUUGGCAAAAGGCGUCUUUUUGAGAAGUCUCGUGAGCCAGACGAACGCGAAUGGUGAAAGCGCGACACAUUUGGCGUCGGUGGGUGUGAAACGAGGCCUCACGGAUUGA